This is a messenger RNA of Suillus paluster, 909 nucleotides long. RefSeq names its product MoaB/Mog domain-containing protein. The transcript has 7 exons. The record is from RefSeq and is a predicted model, not a curated record. Bases 1 to 909 code for a protein of 302 amino acids. NCBI's taxonomy places the organism in Eukaryota, Fungi, Basidiomycota, Agaricomycetes, Boletales, Suillaceae.
AUGGAACCUCCUCAGCCUGCCAAAGAUAAACUGCUACCAAAUCCUCCAGCCCCAGUAGUGGAUUUCCCCAUUUCCCCAAUUCCGAAGAAUCCACUGGGAGAAGGACGGUACAUUAAAACUGCUGCUGCGCUCAUCAUUGGAGAUGAAAUCUUGAAUGGAAACACUCUGGACCGUAAUUCGAACUACUUUGCGCGCUUCUGUUUUGAGAAUGGUAUUGAGCUCCAGAGAAUUGAGGUCAUUGCAGACGACGAGCUCGAGAUUCUUGAGGCUAGCCGAAGGAUGGUCCAGAAAUAUGACUUCGUUAUCACCUCUGGUGGUAUAGGCCCCACUCACGAUGAUAUCACGUACGCUUCGCUCGCAAAGUCUUUCGGACAAGACCUCAAAUACCACGACGAAACUCUCGCGCGUAUGGAAGAAGCCAGCCGACACCGCACAUGGAUCUCACAGCAAAGCGAAGAGCAACGCACCGCUCGCAAACGCAUGGCACUGUUUCCGGAAGCUGGCGAAGUUCUUUUUGUCGCUAGUGAUAUCUGGGUUCCCGUGGUUCGACUGGAAGGCAAACUGUGCAUAUUCCCGGGAAUUCCAUCACUUUUCCAGAAGCUGCUAGACAAUUUGAAGCCUUUCUUGCCUCUACCCGCAGAAGAUGCACGUCCCUUCCGGCUUCAAGUCUUUACUCCACUUCCGGAAUCGUCCAUUGCGCCGUUCCUUACAACUCUACAGAAGCGCGUCAAGCCUGAGAAUAUCCGGAUAGGCUCUUACCCACUCCUUCAACCAGGGGCACACGUUGCGCUAAUUGGAUUAGACCGUGAACGUGUGAAAGAGCUCGGUUUGGAGGUGGAGAAAGAGUUACAAGGUCGUAUACUGAGCGCAGAGGAGACCGAUGCCAUGAUCAAGGCAAAGAGGCAGUGA